AUGUCUUCACCAAAGUCACGACAGUCGAAGUCGCCGACGGGGCCUCAGUCUCCAGCAGGACCUGAAUCGCGUACUGCAUUGGAGCAGACUGCUGAGAAUGCGGUAGCGAUUGAAGUCGAUAAUGACUCCGAUUCUUCUUACUCCAAGUCAACAGGCAUCACAGACACGGAGUCACUUCGCUCUUCCAUCUUGAGCUACAAGUGGGAGAAUGGACGAAGAUACCAUGCUUACCAGGACGGAUCCUACUGGGCCCCGAAUGAUGAUCGCCAACAGGAAGCAGAAGACCUCAUGCACGAGGUUUAUAAGAUCGUCAUGAACGAUCAGCUGUACGAAGCGCCAAUUGGCGAGAACCCACAGAGAGUCUUGGACUUGGGAUGCGGUACCGGUAUUUGGGCGAUCGAAUUUGCCGACUUACACCAAUCUGCAGACGUGAUUGGAGUUGACCUCUCGCCCAUUCAACCCAAAUUUGUGCCUCCAAACUGCAGAUUCGAAGUCGACGAUAUCACUCAAGAUUGGACAUACCCGAUCAAUCAUUUUGACUUCAUCCACGUCCGUGGCCUGAUUGGCUGCCUUCCCGACUGGACAGAAUUGUUUGAAAGAGCAUUCAAGCACAUGCAACCUGGCGGAUGGGUAGAGAGUGUUGAGCUCUGGGGUGCUGCCAAAGCGGAAGAUGAUACACUGAAGCCUGAUUCGCCAUUCUACACAUGGAUUGAGAUCUUUAAAAAGAUCGGCGCCUUGACUGGGAAGUCAUUUUUCUGGGAUGACAAGAUGUCGCAAUCCAUUACCGACGCUGGUUUCAUCAAUGUCUCAGGUCACCGAAUUAAGGUCCCCAUUGGAACUUGGCCCAAGGAUAAGACGCUCAAGCAAUGGGGAGCUUGGAACCGCCAUUUCCUACUUCAAGGCCUUGAGGGAUUUUCCAUCCGCGGUCUGACCGAAAUGCUAGGUUGGAAAUAUGAGGAUGCGCAGGUGUUUUUGGCCGAGAUGCGCAAGGAACUGACGGAUCCAGCGCUGCACGCAUACCUCGAAGUGACCGUUUUCUACGGCCAGAAGCCAGAGGUUUGA
Molecule: messenger RNA, 1062 nt
Organism: Fusarium sp. VM40
Lineage: Eukaryota; Fungi; Ascomycota; Sordariomycetes; Hypocreales; Nectriaceae
Source: the annotation of a GenBank genome assembly